Molecule: messenger RNA, 1365 nt
Organism: Trachymyrmex septentrionalis
Lineage: Eukaryota; Metazoa; Arthropoda; Insecta; Hymenoptera; Formicidae
Gene: Atac1
Product: ZZ-type zinc finger-containing protein 3
Exons: 5
Coding region: 169-1335 (388 amino acids)
Molecular function (GO): zinc ion binding
Source: RefSeq, a predicted model, not a curated record
GAGAAAUGUUAGGUUAGGCGAGGUUAAGUUACAAUCGGCGCGUGUGUCGUGCAAUACUGUGUUUGAAUACGGAAAAAGGAAGUCUAUACUAGCCUAUAGUUCUAUAGAUCUGUACGACAAAUAUUUCAUGCGGUAUCUCUGUUUAUUACAAAUUCGAAUAAAUAAAAAAUGAAUGACGAGACAGUGAAGGUCACGAAUGACUCAAAUGAAGAACAGAACGAAUUCUACUUCGAAUCCGAUCACUUGGCACUAAAGGGUAACAAAGAUUACACCGCUUUCCUGAAAACGAUAGUUAUCCUUCAGGCUCAGAGAGUCCAAGCCGUAAAAGAUUUGGACAAUCUUAUGUCCGUGCGUGCCCAAGCACUGAAGGAUCCGAUAUCAUUCGUGGCGCAGUUGCAAAACGGUGAUCUUCCAGAACUACCUGGUCCGCAGAAGAUCCCAGAGAUUCCUUAUAUUGACUGGUCGCAAUACAGCAUUGCAUUGCCAGAUGGACGUAUGAGACCGCAAACUCGACAUGGACAUGUAUUACCUCGGAUACAACCAAAAAUUGAACAGGAAAAUGAUAAGAUCUUAGUCAGAGGUCGUGCCUUCGAUGAAAGUAAACCUGAAACUUUCAAUCAGUUGUGGACAAUGGAAGAGCAAAGGCGACUCGAGGAACUUUUAGUUGAAUAUCCACCAGAGGAAGUAGAAAUGAGACGUUGGACCAAGAUAGCAAAUGCAUUAGGGAAUCGAACGCCUAAGCAAGUAUCCAGCAGAGUUCAAAAAUACUUUAUUAAGCUUUUGAGGGCAGGUUUGCCCAUACCUGGCAGAGGACCUAAGCUAAAAGUGGAUGUCAAGAAAAGUUUAAUUCAUAAGCGUAAUAAUCAGUUCUUAUUUAAACGCUCAACUUUCUUUCCACAUCAAGAUAUUACCUUUAAUACAUCAGAUGAAAGUAAAGAACAGCCUGUAGCAGAGGAAUCUGAGGAUGAUACACUGAAUGGAGGAAGUGACGAUAGUCCUGAGAUAAGACAGCUAAAUUUAUUGCGGCAAGUAAAAGCUGAAAAGGCACAAGACUCUCCUGUGUACAAACAUGUUGGAUACAAAUGUACAGUGUGUGGUGAGGAACCUUUAAAGGGUACCAGAUGGCAUUGUGCAGAAUGUCAUAAUGGAAUUGAUCUAUGUGGUGAUUGUGCAAUAGCACAAUUGGAGGCAGAAAAUCCCUUACACGAUCCAUCCCAUAGAUUAAUUCCCAUAAAACCACCACUAUGUACUAGAAGUUAUGACUUAGAUUAUUUUCCACAAAAUUUUAGUAAUUCUCCCUAUAAUUAUCUCGAUCCAAAUUUUCUGCCUGAAUAAUCCAAAAAAAAUUUUUCCAAAUAAAAUACA